GCUCAGUCUACCCCUACUUUUUGUCAUCUCCACAAUGUCGUCUGCUGCUCUUGUCAAGGACAUCCCGAAGCUCGUCCGCGGUUUUGCGCUCUCUGCCAACCGCGCUGCCAGCGUCAACCAGGCUGCUUCCGGCUACUGGAACAAGUACAAGAACUCGGCUGCCCCGGUUCUCCACCUCUUCCUGAUCACUGGCCUCGGUGGCUACCUGCACCACCUUCCCCACCUCAGGCACGCCGCCCAGUCGGGACACCAUUAAAAGCAACCAACGCAACCACCGAGUUUGUGGGGGGGGCGGCUGAUGGGUCUCUGAUGCUUGCUCGUUUGUUUUUGGUGGAUCCUUGCUAGAUUCAUACAGUACAAAGUUUCACCUUUUGCC
Molecule: messenger RNA, 376 nt
Organism: Capsaspora owczarzaki ATCC 30864
Lineage: Eukaryota; Filasterea; Ministeriida; Capsasporidae
Exons: 3
Coding region: 35-256 (73 amino acids)
Source: RefSeq, a predicted model, not a curated record